AUGGGCCUCCGCGAGAAGCCGCAAGAGACGAUCCGUCAAGACGAGACCGGACACAGACCUGUCUCGUCCGCCUCCAAUACGAAUCUCGGCAGUCCCGCGGAAGAUCGUGUUGCCCCCAAGAAGUCUCUGGCCUUUUACUUGACCUUCGGCGCCGUCCUGGUCAAUCUUUUCCUCUACGCUCUCGACGCAACCACGCUGUCAGUAGCUACCCCACUUCUCCUCAUCUCACAUCAGGCCAUCGCGGCGGACCUGGCAGGAACUUCGUUGGAGUCGUUCUGGGCCUCCAUCUCGUACCUUCUCGCCGUUGCCGUCACCCAGCCUCUUUAUGCAGCGCUGUCCAACGUCCUCGGCCGGAAGCCGUGCCUCUACGCCGCAUACCUCUUCUUCGCCGUCGGCUCAAUCGUCUUCGGCCUGGCCCGCAACAUGGGCGGCGUCAUUGCGGGACGCGUCCUGCAGGGCCUGGGCGGCGGCGGUCUGGAUGUCUUGAGUGAGAUCGUCAUCACCGACAUGACGACGCUGCAGGAACGCUCCCUUUAUCUCGGGCUCAUGGCCAUACCCAUGGCCUUGGGGAGCGUCCUCGGCCCAACCGUGGGAGGCGUCUUCAGCAGCCUCGUCACCUGGCGAUGGCUCGGCUGGAUCAACCUUCCUCUUCUCGCCAUCUCCUUCCCGCUGACCGUCUUCUUCCUCCGCCUGCGGCCGCUCGAGCACUCCCGGCUCUCGCGGCUGCGGACCCUAGACUGGGUCGGCGUGCCUCUGUUCACCGCCGGCAUCGUUCUCUUCGCUCUCCCGCUGAGCUGGGCGGGGAACCUGUACUCCUGGGACUCGUUCCGCACCCUUCUUCCUCUGCUGCUCGGUGCCGCCCUGCUGUGCGCCUUCGCCUUCUACGAGGGCAAGCCGGCAGUCCCCAUCAUGCCCCAUAGGAUUUUCCAAUCCAGAACGGCCUCGGCCACGCUGGCGAGCGUCUUCUUCCACGGCGUAUCGCUCUACUCGCUACUGCAGUGGCUGCCGCUCCUCUACCAGGCCGUCAUGGCCAAGACGGUGCUCCAGUCGGCCGUGUCGCUCUUGCCUACGAGCGUCGUGAGCGUAGUAGCCGCUGUGGCCGGAGUCACCAUCGUCGGACGGGCCAAUGUGGGAUAUCGAUGGAGCAUCCGGAUCUCGUGGGCCUUGACGGCCGCGGGAACGGGUCUCCUCGUGUUGCUCGACACGGACUCGUCAACCUCAUUGGUGCACGGGCUGCCGGUCAUCUGGGGAGCCGGCAUUGGCCUGCUUCUCCGCCUCCUGGCUCUCCCGCUCCAUGCAAGCGUCGUCCGCGUUGACGACAUCGGGCUGGCCAUCGGCAUCCUCCUGACUUUUCGGCUGCUCGGCGGGCUUGUGGGGCUUUCCAUCUGCUCCACGGUCUUCAGCAGCUACUUCUCGCAAGCCAUCGGGGCCAUCGGCGACCUGCCGCCCUCGGUGGAGCAUCUGCGAGACCCGGAGGCGGCCGUAGCGUUCAUUCCGCACCUGAGGACCCUCGACCUCCCCGAUGACACGUUGCUGCCCAUCCUGCAGGCAUAUUUGACGUCCAUCAGAGCGAUCGUGUACACUAUGACGGGGUUCAGCGGCCUCGGACUGCUGUCUUCGUUCUUCAUAAGCGAUCUCACGCUGCAAAGGACGGAACGGAGCCAGCAACAGUUUGACGGGUAG
Messenger RNA from Colletotrichum higginsianum IMI 349063, 1683 nucleotides. RefSeq names its product MFS multidrug transporter. The transcript has 2 exons. NCBI's taxonomy places the organism in Eukaryota, Fungi, Ascomycota, Sordariomycetes, Glomerellales, Glomerellaceae. The record is from RefSeq and is a predicted model, not a curated record. Gene Ontology annotation, biological process: transmembrane transport. Gene Ontology annotation, molecular function: transmembrane transporter activity. The coding region runs from base 1 to 1683 and encodes 560 amino acids.